This is a messenger RNA of Parnassius apollo (apollo), 447 nucleotides long. Lineage: Eukaryota; Metazoa; Arthropoda; Insecta; Lepidoptera; Papilionidae. The record is from the annotation of a GenBank genome assembly.
AUGGGACCAAAUGAAUGGAAAGCUCUAUGUGAUAAAACAAAAAAAAUUGAAGACUUUUACGUAGAAAGUGAUCACAUAAUAGACAAUUUAACGGAUACGGAGAGAAUUAUCAGACUAGGAGAAGAUUCGUCAGACAGCGACUCAGGGGACUCGGGUUGUUCCUCAUCGUCAUCUGACGAAAACGAUAAUCUGUUAACUCCUGGAACAAGUAGUGAACCAGCGAACUACGAGUUCUCCUACAAAGUGAGCGACUACGAGAGCGGAAGUGACUUUAGCCACGCGGGAAACCGGCAGGACGAUAAAGCAGAAGGGACGUACUAUGUCGUACUUCCUGAUGGAACCAAACAGGUGGUAGAGUACGAGGCUGAUGAAGAUGGAUUCAAGCCAAGGAUCUCGGUAAUACCAGCCGACACUGCAUCUAGCCGCGCAGGUGACGGGUCUUAUUGA